UUUUACGUUUUACGUGUGCUUUCGAGUGAAUAUGGAGUACACAACAAGUCCGAUUGAUUUAACAUACAAAAACAUUCUACGGAAGUUCUUCAUGGCGGACGAAAAAUUGAUUGCGCAACGAAACGAGAGAAUAGAGAAAGCGUUCCAAUUUGUUGUGCACAAUACACCGAAUCGUGACCUGUCUGAAUAUUUACAAGAUGUCGUAAGGAAUAAGGUUGCUUCUUUUGAAAUAACUUUUUUCAAAAAGUGGCGAGCAUCCAAAUGCAAAUCCGUAGCAGAGUUCGAGCAACAGCACGAGAAAUGGAUUCACCUGGAUCUGAAGCUCCCACCAUCAAUCACAUCAGUAAACAGUCGUGAAACAACACGUGAUAAAAAAGGGUUUGGUCAACUGUCGGACCGGCAGAAAAAUCGAAGGGUUGACGAGGAUUUGAAUGGCUUUGAUGUGGAUCAAUUAUUGUUGGCAUCGUCCAAAGCAGCGCAGAGUUCUAACGAAUUAGAUUUGUCGUACGUGUUGAGAUUGCUGUAUCAUGACCACAAUAAAGCAACUAUACUGCGAAACCUUGUGGUGAUCACAGUUUGCCAUUGAAUUGUCAAGCAUCAAGUAGCCUGUGAUCCAGCCUAUAUAUACCAUGUACAAUGCGUCAAUAAAUCAUAAUAUUCCCGGCCUUGGCCGAAGACACAUCUACUGAGUUUCAUUAGUAGAUCUGUAUUAGUUGACUGUAGACUUUCUAUAUGGUUGAGAUUAGCUCCCAUAUAAUUGGUGACCCCAACAAAAGUU
Messenger RNA from Bradysia coprophila, 778 nucleotides. RefSeq lists its product as uncharacterized. The record is from RefSeq and is a predicted model, not a curated record. NCBI's taxonomy places the organism in Eukaryota, Metazoa, Arthropoda, Insecta, Diptera, Sciaridae.